AUGUCGAAUAUUGCGGAAAAGCUCGGUGACGAUAAGGGCCUUGCUGAACAUCUUAAACUGCCUAUACAGAGGAUCAACGACUACCAACUUCUACUGAAGGAGCUCGUAAAAUACUCGAAACGCCUCGGGGAGGACUGCACCGACCUACAAAACGCCUUAGAACUCUUCCUCGGCGUGCCCAACCGCGCCACCGACAUCAAGUUCAUAUCGAGCAUCGAGGGGUACAGAGGGAACAUCUACAAGCUUGGUCGCCUUCUCACCCACGACUGGUUCACAGUCAGCGUCGAAGGCAAGUCCCGGGAGAGAUACCUCUUUCUGUUCAAGGCGAGGGUCUUGAUCUGCAAAGUAAAGAGGAUAGAAGAGGACCGAUCGGUGUUUGUACUCAAGCACAUCAUUAAGCUCCCGGACACCGAGGUAAACGACGAUCCAAGCGACAAGCUUAAAUUCGAACUUCAUCAGAAGUCGCCACCGCUCAUCUUUACUCUCGCCGCGCACAAGGAGUCAGUCAAGAACAACUGGCUGAGAGAGAUAAGGCAACACUCAAGUGACGUCGUUGCAUUAGCUGAGCACGCUGCUGACGAUCUUCAAAUAUUAUCAGCGGAACAGACAUCAAUAGAUCACCAGUCCCCGGAACCAGAAGACAAGAAAAAGAAAAGGGAAGAUACAGAGAAAGAUAGGGAAAAAGAAAAAAGUUCACGAACAGAAGAUAUCGAAGUUACUGAAGUAUUGACUAGACAAGAAUCUCUUGAAGUAUUGCAAACUAAAAGGAAGGCAUCUAUAGAAAGUUCCCAAGUUGCAAAAAUAGCUAAAUCAUCAAUCGAAGAAGCUCAUGAAAUACUAAAUUUAGAAAAAGGCGCUGUCAGCAAUACUGAAAUCAUAGCCGAUAUUGAAGUAAAAUCGUCCGUGACUGUACAUGAAAGUGAAGUUUGUGAAGUUCAUUCAGAAUCAAUUUCUCAACCAUCAGCUCUUACUUUAAAAUCAUUAGAGAAGGAUAAAACUUCUGAAGCUCAUUCCAGUCUAGUCGAUCAAAGUCCAACUAUUAAUGCUCUAACUGAAGAGCCUAAUAUAAAAAUAUCUGCGUCUGAAACUAUUUUAGAGAAGAGCAAUUUUGAAUCUGAACUUAAGAAAACAGAAAAGGAGGGAGAUAUAAACUCUUCGUUUUUGAGAGCAGAAUUAGAAAUUCAAAACGAAGAGACGUAUAUCGUUCCGCCGCAAGUUGUGCAAUCAGAAAAUCCUAGAGCAGGACUUUUUGUGCAAGAGGAAUCAUCCUCAGUUUUAUUGUCAAAACAGACAACUGUUACUUUACAAAGUUCGUUAGGAGAACAAUCGUCACAGACAUCUUACCAAGAGACAACUGAAAAAAAUUCAGAAACCAAUCUAAAUUCAGAUAAUAAUAAUCAAUCAAAUCUUAAAGUAUCUUCGGAAUCAGAGCAGCAAUCACAGUCAUCUGUGGAAACGAAUAUAGUCCAAUCUUGUGCAUCAACAUCCUUAGAAAAAAGUGACUUAAAAACUAAAGAGACACAAAAUACAACAAAAUCUUUAUCACGAAAAUCUUCGCGGCAGGCUUCUACAGUUGAAAAAGCAGCAACAGAGCAAUCUCAAAUCAUAAAAGAUACUUCAUUACAUCAACAGGAAAAAAGGGUUGACCAAAUAUCUACGCAACAAGAGACUGAUCUUAGUUCGUUUGUCGACGAAACUCGCAAAGCGCAAGACACGUCUGAAAGUGUAAAACCACAAACGUCUCCAACAGGAUUUGCCGAUUCUGAAAUUUCUGUUACUCAAAAACUUGUGUCAUCACUAGAUUUAACUGAAAAAGUUAAUAUUACAACUGAGAAGUCAUUUGAAGACAAUAAGGAAGAAAUAGAAGAGGAAAGAACAUCCACCAAACAGGAAAAAGAAGCGUCAGAACAAACGCUUAAUGAAACUGUUCCAAAGACAGUUAAUCAGUCAAAUGAUCAAGAUUUGUUAACUGCUUUUGAUAAUAAAUACAGUAAAAACAGUGAAUUAGUUCAAACAAACACAGCUGGUGCAGAUUCCAUUCCGAACGUUUAUUCAAGUAGUCAAACUGUUACCACAGAGGAAAACGUAGAAGACGAGAUGUCGUCGAGAUAUAAUAGUCGUAGUUCAAGACUAGCUGGAGAAUACUCCAGCAGCACCCGAAAAAUGUCUAGUGGUGGCCGUUAUGAAUCUUCUACGGGCACAAGUCUUUCCACUUAUUCUCGACGUGAAAGUGGCUCUAGAAUAGAGAGUGGAAAAUAUGAAACAAGCGGCUCAAUUGAGGGAAUCAGUACCUCUAAAUACGAGUCCAAAUAUUCAAGUGCCAGCGCAAGUGUUGAGGGUGGGAGGACAUACGGAACCGAUUCUAGCUAUGAAAGUAAAUUAGAGGGCGGUUCGAAGUAUGCGCUCGAGUCGAAUUAUGAAGCUUCAAGUAAAAUCGAUAGUAUUGCCUCUAAGUACGGCAUUGAAGCCAAUGGAAAAACUGAGGGCCGCUCUUCAAAAUACAGUAUUACGAGCAGCUAUGAUGGAAGCAAAAUCGAAGGUGGAGAUAAAAUGGAAUCUUCUCUCGAGUCUACGAGUAAAAUUGACAGCAUCGCUUCUAAAUAUGGACGCGAUAUCAACGGUUCCAAAAUUGAAGGUCGCACUACAAGGUUCAGCAUCGACGCAAGCUACGAUGGCGAAAGGAUUGAGAGUGCGACAAGAAAUGAAUCUUCUUACGAUAAAACUAAGAAUGGAGAGUCUAUUUACGAGAGAAAAUACUCAAAGACAGCGUUGCCUAAUGGCUCUGUGACCGGAGAAUAUGAAUCAUCAAAGUCCAUAACAAAAUCUGAAAUGAUCGAUGGAAAACCAAUCUUUUCAAAGACCCUCGAAGGGCAGAACAUUGAGCCGGGUGAGAACGCGUUGUUCGAAUGCUCACUGCUUGAUUACGAGGGCGUGAAGGUGACGUGGCUGAAAGACAACAAGCCUCUGACCGAUCGCUUGAUGGACCGAUGCUCCAUCACUUCAAUCGACGGCAAAUAUAAACUGCUGCUGAUGCACUGUAGAGAAGACGACGCCGGCACCUACACCGCUAUAGCUGAGAACGUGAAAGGCAACACCCAUUGCACAGCUCAGUUAGCUGUUCAAGAGCUAACACCUGAAGAGCGCAGAGAGAGAAAUGCCCUUAACGCACCGUACUUUUUGGUGGCACUGAAAGAUACCGAGAUCUUGGAGAACACCUACCUACGUUUCAUGGUCAAGGUCAAGGGUGAUCCCAACCCGACUGUUAAAUUCUACCGUGACGGGAAGGAGAUCGUCACCAGCUCCGAGGCCGAGCGGGUGUCCAUCGUCCGCGCCCGGGCGGACCGCGGCUGCUACGAGCUGGUCAUCGCCGACGUGAGCCCGGGCGACGCCGGCACCUACAGCUGCCGCGCCAUGAACAUCUACGGGGACGUGGAGUCCGUGGCGAGGGUCACCGUCGUCGAUGACAAGAAUAUUUUCGGCGAACUCCUUCCGGGCGGAGAAGGGCUCCUGGCUAAAGGUGAAAAAGCAACGUUCACUUGGAAAAGAGAUGGCCAGCCCUUCGACCCAGAAGAGAGGUUUAAGGUGCUGCUUGGAGACGAUGAGGACUCGUUGGCUCUUGUGUUCCAACACGUCAAACCGGAAGACGCCGGCCUCUACACUUGCGUUGCCAAGACCAGCACCGGCAACAUUUCCUGCUCUGCCGAACUUACUGUGCAGGGCGCAGUCCACGAACUACACCGCGAGCCUGAGAAGCCAACCCUAGUGAUUGAGCACCGUCAAGCCAUAGUAUCGGCUGGCGGGUCUGCCAUGUUGGAGCUGCAAUGCAAGGGCUACCCCAAGCCCAGCGUUGUGUUCAAGCACGACGGACAGGUCAUCGAACCCGACACGCGCCACAAGUUCUUGUAUGAGGACGAGGAGUCAAUGUCCCUGGUGAUAAAGAACGUGACUGCCGCCGACGCGGGAGACUACGAGGUGACUGCUAGCAACGAGCUCGGCGAGGACACCACCGUGAUGCAACUCCUCGUCAAGGACGCCCCUAAGAUCAAGAAGAAGAUCGAGAAUCAGUCCUGUAUGGUGGGCGACACGCACACCGUGACGAUAGAAGUGGAAGGCACCCCCACCCCAGAGCUCUCCUUCUACAAGGACGGCGCCGAAAUCAAGGCCUCCGAGCGCAUCAUCAUCGUCAAGGAGUCCGACGAGAUAUACAGGAUCACCAUUAAGGACGCCAAGCUAACCGACACUGGAUCCUACUCCGUCGUAGCUAAGAACGAAGUGAACCAGUGCUCGGACUUCUGGCAGUGGCACGUGUCGUCGGCGCCGAAGAUCGUGAAGAAACUGGGUGGAUCCAAGGUCUGCGAGGAGAAGGAGACCGUCACCUUCAAGGUCGAGACGGAGUCGGACCCAGCGCCAUCUGUUAAGUGGUUCAAGAACAAGACGGAACUGUCUGAAUCUUCAACGGUGAAGAUCUCAUCAUCUGGGGAAGCCCAUUCGCUGGUCAUCACGUCGGCAGCCCGCGCCGACGCAGGAGAAUAUUCUUGCGAGAUCCGCAACGUGCACGGAUCGGCGAGCGACUCGUGCCUGUUGAACGUCCGCUGCGCGCCGCAGUUCAAGCGCCGCCUGAAUGACGUCACGGCCAGCGAGGGUGACGUCAACGUCGAGUUCACGAUCGACGUGGAGGCCUACCCUGAGCCCAAAGUGCAGUGGUACUUUGGGGACGUGGAAAUCACGGAAAAGAAAUCGGUUUACUCCCGGGUUGACAACGGCAGCACUCACAAGCUCAUCGUAAAAGAGGUCACCGCCGAGCUCUCGGGCCAGUACAGCUGCAAGGUCUCCAACGAGCUGGGCGAGGAUUCCUGCCAAGCCACCUUCACUGUCAAUAGGAAACCUAGAAUCACGAAGAGCUUGGUGGACAUGACCGUGGACGCCGGACAGACUUUGAAACUGGAGGUCGAGGUGGAAGGGUGCCCUGAACCCAAGGUCAAGUGGUACAAGGACGGCAAAGAGGUCACCACUGACGCCAGGAUCAAAAUAGAGAGGGACACUAAAAGAUUAGAGAACUACAAUUUAACGGUGACGCUAGUAAAAGAAGAAGAUGGCGGCGAAUAUGAAGUUAGGGCUGAAAAUGAAAUGGGUAGCGUCAGCUCCAAGAGCACCGUCACAGUACACACUAAAGAAGUUCAUUCGAGAUUCAAAAAAGAAACAGUCGUUGAAAAUGAACUCGAAGAGGAGAGCAAAUCGAAAAAACAAGAAGUGAAAGAUGCGUCCCACGAUGGCGUUAAAAAAAGAGCAUCUAAAAUAAAAGCAGAGAUGGCUGAGGAAAAAUUAACAGAAGAAUCGGGAAAAGAACUUCAGUUACAAGAACUUGAUGACACAACUCCAAGGAAAGCUAAGAAGUCAUUAACAGAGCCCGAAACCAUAGAAGAAAAAUCAUUUUGGGAUGACAUCAACGAUGAUAAUAAAAUUCAAAAAACUAAGGUUGACGAUAUCUCACAAAUUCCGAAUAAAUCUAAAAAGUCAAUUUCAGAGCCGGAUUCGUAUGAAGAAAAAUCUCUUUGUCAUGAUAAUCAAUUGGAACAAAAUAAAAAAGGUCAAGUUGAAGAGAUAAGAAAUGAACCGAUUAAAGGUAGAAAAUCUAUUUCGGAGCCAGAGACAGCCGAAGAAAACUCCAUUUGGGAAAAUGAUAAUUUCGAAAAAGCUAAAACGGCCCAAGUGGGAGAUCUAAAACCAGAACCAGAGAAGCCCCGAAAAUCAUUUUCGGAACCGGAAACGGCUGAAAACAAAUCAUUUUGGGACGAAAUUGAAGAUGAACAAAUUAAAAAGCCACAAGUAGAAGAUGUCAAAGAUGUACCCAGGAAAUCUAGAAAAUCAUUUUCUCGGCCAGAUGAUGCUGAAGAAAAAAGUAUUUGGGAUGAAAACGAAAAUGAACGGAACCAAAAAAGCGAGGUUAAUAACCUGAAAAAAGAUGCAAUGAAAUCAAGAAAAUCAUUCACAGAGCCCGAUUCUAUAGAAGAAAAAACUGUAGGGGAUGACAAUAGAGACGAAAACAUUCAAAAACCUAUUUUAGAGAGUUUAGAUAACAAACAAGAAAAAGGCACAAAAGGUGUAACUGAACCAGAAACUAUAACGGAAGUUAAAAUAGAAGAAGACCUGAAGCCUUCAAAACGUAAAUCUAUUAAAAAGCAAUCUCUUAAAGAAGAACCAUUAAGUGCUGAGACAGAAGGCCGAGUGUUCGAAACCAUAACCACGUUCAAGACAGGCGACGACGGGUCUAUUAUUAUGUCUAAGGUCAGCAGCACUUGCUCUCAUGGCGCCAUUAUUACAGGUCCAGCCGAAACACAUACUUUGCAUAAAAUUAAAUCCAAAUAUUACGAAGACGAUGAUGAAUGUAACAGAAAAAUUAUAAAACCGAACAGGCCGCACACUACUUCGUUAGAAGUGGAAGAAAUUGAAAGCCACAGCUACUUCUUAUCUGAGCUAGGCUAUUAUACCGUGCCAGAUCACGUGCGAAGGGGCACUUACGGUAUCAUAGAAGAACCACAGACCGAUUCUGACGCUGAUAGCUUGAGAUUCGGUAGACACAUUGCAAACAGAACCAUGUCUAUUCAUUCAGUAUCGGAAGAUGAAAAUAGCUGGCAUAAUGAGUCACUAUCGAGAGAAAUAUCAAUAGAAGACCUAUCUAAAUCAAUAUUUGAGAUCGAUGAAACUCGCAAAGUAUUCAGCAAAGAUUCAUAUGUGCGUCAGUCUUCCUUCAAAGAGGACUACUUAACCGAAGAUGGGAAUGAGGAAUCGAUUAUAUUGAAAGAAAAACGUCAAAAAAUAUUCGAAAACGACAUCACGGAAAAGCUUAUACAUAUUUCCAAAGAAUUCGACGAAAACGAACGUAAAGCUGAUGGUAGUAAUAUUGACGAAGUUAAAAAUCGAAUAAUUGAGGAGUUGGUUAUUGGUAGUGCGGCUAACCCCGGCAGCGUCACAAAAGACGUUGCUGAGAAGACGGUGGAGAGAAAGAAGAAACAUGGUGAGAAACUGGUCUGUGUUGAAGAGGAGGAGGACGGUGAGAUGGAAGCGCUGCUAAGACGAAGUCAAAGACAGAGAAGCAUAUUAGACGAUAUAUUAAAUCAAGAAGAUAUGAAAGCACCGCCUAAACUUAAAGAGAGCAGUAUGAAAGACAGCAGCGUUUUCGAAUCCCUACCGUUGGUGUUUACCGUCCAAGCCAGCGGUGCACCCAAGCCUGUUGUGCGCUGGCUUCACGACGGCAAAGAGGUUAAGCCAGAUUCCAGAGUGCGCGUCAUUAACGAGGGUGAUUUGUAUAAGCUAGAGGUGAUUAAGGCGGAACUCGGAGACGCCGGUAAAUGGCAAUGUGAGAUCAGUAACGACCUCGGAAAGGACGUCCUGCAAGCGGAGGUCUCCGUUAAACCCGAGAGCGAGCUCAGGAAGCCGAUCUUCAAGUGCCCGCUGGAAGCGCAGCGCGUGAUGCAGCGGCAGCCGGUGACCAUGAGGGCGGUGUGCACCGCCGACCCCCUGCCCCACGUGGCGUGGCUCCUCAACGGCACGGAGCUCACGCCCGACGCGACGCUCGUCACCAAGGAGGAGAGCAAGGAGAUCGAGCACGGGCUCAAGGAAUGCACCUACACCCUGCACAUACCCACCGGUCGUCAUUCCGAUACCGGGGUGUACACGAUCCAAGCGAAGAACAAAUACGGAGUGGGCGAGAGCUCAGCUCGCUUAGACAUUCUCCUGCGGCCCGAGAUCGAGGGCUUGAAGGACGUCACUGCAAUGCCUUACGAGGAGACCACGUUCAUUACUAAGAUCCAGGCCAACCCCAUAGCUGAAGUGCAAUGGAGCAAAGACGGCAUCGUGAUAAAGCCAUCGUCGCGGUUCGACAUAGAAGAGGACAAGGCUACGGAGACCCACAAACUGGUGGUGAAGAAGGUGACCAUCGAAGACGCCGGAGUGUAUGCAGUGACGGCGAAGAACGAGAUUGGUGAAGCCUCGCAACAGGCUAAGCUUACCGUGCACACCGACAAGCCGGUGUUCACGAAGCCGCUGCAAAGGGAGACCGUGAGGGACUACGACGAUUGCACCCUGAGGGUGCGCUGCGACGGCGUGCCCAAGCCGGAGGUGCGCUGGCACGUGGACGGCAAGGAGGUGACCAACGACGAGCGCCACACCGUCACCACCGAGGUGGGGGGGCAGGUGGACAGCGAGCUCGAGAUCAAGCACUUCACCGCCAGGGACGCUGGAAAGUAUACUGUACGCGCCGUGAAUCUCUCCGGAGAGGCGGAGUGCGAAGCCGUGAUAUCGCUAGCGCAGACGUCGCCAGGGUUUGCGCACAAGCUGGAACGGCAGAAGGACGUGGACGAGGGAGAGCCAUUGGAGCUGAAGGCGAAACUUGACGGCAGUCCUAUACCAACAGCUAAAUGGUACAAGGACGGCGUGCCGUUGCCGGCAGAGGACGCGCGCGUCAAGCAGACCGCGCUGCCCGACGGCACCGUGAAGCUGUCCAUCGAGCGCGUCACCCCGGCGGACUGCGGCGCCUACAAGCUGCUCAUCAGCAACCCCAACGGCGAGAACUCGGCCCUGUGCGCGGUCGCGGUCAACCCCACGCCCCGAAAGCCUUCGUUCAGCGAGCCCUUGGAGGACGUGAAGGCGGUUGUUGGGCAGCCGUUGAAGCUGCAGGCUCGUGUGAUGGCCUUCCCCGCGCCCGAAGUCAAGUGGUUCAAGGAUGGCCUCCCGGUGCGCCCUUCGCAAGCGAUCAACUUCAUCAACCAGCCGGGCGGCCUGGUCGGGCUGAGCAUCGACAGCUGCAAGCCCGAAGACGCCGGCGUCUACUCCCUGACGGUCGCCAACAAGCUGGGCGACGUGGAGUCGAAGGCGAAGGUCGAGGUGGCCCAGAAGGAGAGGAAACCGGCCUUCAUCGCGGAGCUGAUGCCGAUCAAGGUCAUCGAGGGCUUCCCCGCCAAGUUGGAGGUCAAAGUGCUGGGCCACCCCCCGCCGAUUAUCAAGUGGACCCACAACGGCCAGGAAGUGGUUCCUGACGGGCACAGAGUCCGCGUGGUGGCGCAGCCGGACGGCGCGGUGGCCCUCCUCAUCGCGGAGGCCCAGGCCCCCGACGCCGGGCGAUACGGGGUCACGGCGGCCAACGACAAGGGGGAGGCCUCCUGCGCCGCCGAGCUCAGUGUUGCCGGCCGCGAGGACGACACCUCGCCCCAGGAGAGGCCGCGCUUCGUCCACGGCCUCCGCGAGACGACAGCCGACGAGGGGCAGCCGAUGGCGAUCGGCGCGCCCUUCGUGGGCAACCCGGUGCCAGAAGUCACCUGGACCAAGGACGGGCAGCGGCUCGAGCCCAGCGAGAGGCUGUUGCUCACCUGCGACGGCAAGCGGGUGGGGCUGGAGAUAAACCCAGUGGAGCCGCCAGACGCCGGCGUGUACUCGGUGAAGCUGAGCAAUCCCUUGGGCGAGGAUACCAGCGAGGCGAAGGUCAACGUCCGCAAGAUCUACCAACCGCCCACCUUCUCGCAGAAGUUCACCGACCUACAACAGCUGCCCUCGUUGGACGCAAAAUUCUCGGCUCGCGUCCACGGCAAGCCGAACCCGGACAUAACGUGGUACAAAGACGGCCAGCCGAUCUCGCCUUCGGACAAGUACGGCAUCAAGAGGGACGGCGAGGUCUGCUGCUUGUACGUGAGGGACCUCAAGCCCGAAGACGCCGGAAGGUAUAAGUGCCUCGCCAAGAACAGAGAGGGCGAGGCCACGUGCGAAGCCACCUUGGAUGUUGUGGAAAAGAUAGGGCGCCAGGUGCGCGCUGAGCCACCGUCUUUCCUGAAGCGGAUCGGCGACGCGGAGGCGGUUCGCGGUCUACCCGUCAAAUUCACCGCCUGCAUAACCGGCUCCCCUGAGCCUGACGUCGAAUGGUUCCGCAACGACGAGAAGCUGUUCCCCUGCGAGCGAAUCCGCAUGGACCAGGAGUCCACUGGGCUGCUGCGGCUCACCAUCAGCGGCGUGGACCAGUCCGACGUGGGCGCCUACCGCUGCAGGAUCUCCAACCCACACGGCGAGGACUCCUGCACGGCCCAACUCACCUACGACACCCUCGAGCCGUUGACGAGCAAGCGUCCCAUCUCCGAACAGUACUCUGAGUUCGACAAGAUGAAGAAGACCGGGGUGCCGAUGCCGCUCGGCGACAAGCCCAUCAUAUCGCGGAUGGCGGAUCGCCACCUGACCCUCUCCUGGAGGCCCUCCAUUCCCCACGGGCCGAGAUUCCCUGUCACGUACCAGGUGGAGAUGUGCGAGAUGCCGGACGGCGACUGGUUCACGGCGCGCACCGGCCUGAGGUCGUGCGUGUGCGACAUCAGGAACCUGGAGCCGUUCAGGGACUACAGGUUCCGCGUGCGCGUCGAGAACAAGUACGGGGUGAGCGAGCCGUCGCCGUACGCGGCCACGCAGCGCUCCAGGUUGGAGCCCGAGCCGCCCAGGUUCGUGCCCUACCUGGAGCCCGGCAUCGACUUCCGCCCGGAGACCUCGCCCUACUUCCCGCGCGAUUUCGACGUGGAGCGGCCGCCGCACGACGGCUACGCGCAGCCGCCGCGCUUCCUCCGCCAGGAGCACGGCUCGCAGUACGCCGUGAAGGGCCACAACGCGAGCCUCUUCUGGUUCGUCUACGGCUACCCCAAGCCGCGGAUGGAGUACCUGUUCGGCGACGAGCCCGUCGAGAUCGGCGGCCGCUACGACUGGAGCUACACGAGGAACGGCCAGGCCACCUUGUUCAUCAACAAGAUGCUGGAAAGGGACGCAGGCUGGUACGAAGCGGUGGCGACUAACGAGCAUGGUCAGGCGCGCCAGCGGGUGCGGCUGGAGUUAGCCGAGUACCCUCGCUUCAUCACCAGGCCAGAGGAGACAGUGGUCCUGCAGAGGAGGACCGCCAGGAUCGAGGCCAGGGUCACCGGAGUACCGUUCCCCGACAUCAAAUGGUAUAAGGAUUGGCAGCCACUUGCGCCCAGUACCAGGAUUAAGAUGCAGUUCAUCGAGCCGGACACCGCCAUAUUGGUGAUACACGACGCCAUCUUGAAGGACGAAGGCCUCUACUCGAUUUCGGCGCGAAACGUCGCGGGCUCUGUCAGCUCGUCCGCCAUGUUGCACGUCGAAGAGAGCGAGCACGAAUAUUCCUACAGAAUCCGCGAGCAUCCGCCGCGCAUAAAGCCGAGCACGAAGCCCUUCGGCGAUUUCUACGACAUAGGCGACGAGCUGGGGCGCGGCGUGCAGGGCGUCGUCUACCACGCCGCGGAGAGGCUCACCGGGCGAAACUACGCGGCGAAGAUAAUGCACGGCCACUCGGCACUGAAGCCGUUCAUGAAGAACGAGCUGGACAUCCUGAACCUGCUGAACGACAGGCACCUCGUGAGGCUGUACGACGCGUACGAGCACGAGCACACCCUGGCGCUGGUGCUGGAGCUCGCCGCUGGCGGGGAGCUCGUCCGCGACCGGUUGCUCAGGAGCCAGGGCUACACUGAGAGGGAGAUAGCGGGCUACAUGCGCCAACUUCUUCGCGGUCUCAAGUACAUGCACGACAACAGCGUGGCGCAUCUUGGUCUCACGAUCGGCGAGCUGCUGCUCUCGCACGCCGGCAGCGACGAGCUGAAGAUCUGCGACUUCGGGCUGUCGCGGCGCGUGCAGCUGAACCAGCACGCGUCGCUCGCCUACGGCAUGCCGGAGUUCGUGGCGCCCGAGGUGGCUCGAGGGGACGCCGUGGCCUUCCCCGCGGACAUGUGGAGCGUCGGCAUCAUCGUCUACCUCCUGCUCAGCGGCCACUCGCCCUUCCGCGGCGCCAACGACCGCGAGACCCUCACCAGGGUGCAAGAGGGCCGAUGGGAGUGGCACGACGAGGAGUGGUGGUCGCGCCUGAGCCUGGAAUGCCGCGACUUCAUCAGCCGGCUGCUGGUGGUGGACUGGCGCGAGCGCAUGGACGUCAACGCCGCCCUCGACCACCCGUGGCUCACCAGGGCCGACAAGAUCUACCACGACGAGUACCUCAUCACCACAGACCGCCUCAGGAACUAUUACAACCAAUACCGGGAUUGGAUGAGCAACGCCCAGUGUAGGAAUUGGUUCAGACGCCGGCCGCUUUCCGGCGCCUUCGACCAUCCCUCCAAGAUGGUCUACCCACCCGGUGAAAUAUAUACGCCUGAAGGGUCUCCGGAGCGGGAGCCCCAUCCGCGUGGGGCGCCUGACCUCACCAUGCCGCAGUGGGAGCACCCCGACUGGGAGGUCUCCGCUAAAUCGGAGAGCCACUACCAGAACGGGCCAGACACAUACCUGCUGCAGCUGCGCGACGUGCAGUUCCCGGUGAGGCUGCGCGAAUACAUGAAGGUGGCCUGCGACCGCUCGCCCGCAUACAAUCUGAGCGUGCACGACGCAUAUGACCCAAGGACCCCCAUCAUUCGCGAGCGUCGCCGCUUCACCGACAUCAUGGACGAGGAGAUAGACGACGAGCGACGCGACAGAAUCAACAAGUACGGCUCCGAGAGCUAUACCAUCCGCCGCCUACGACACGAGCUGGGCACCAGGCUCGACAGCUACGCGGAAGCGCAGGCCCUCAUGGAGUCCAAGAAGGACGGCCAGCUGCCCUUCUUCAGGGAGAAGCCCCAGACACUCCCCAUCAGGGAGGGCGAGCCGGCCCAGCUCUCCUGCUACGCCGUAGGCGAUCCGAAGCCCUCCAUACAGUGGUUCAAAAACGACAUGGUCAUCGCGGAGGGGCAGCGCAUCAAGAUCCUUGAAGACGAGGAUGGACGAUCCACUCUGAGAAUGGACCCGGCGAUGCACCACGACGUCGGCUUCUACAAGGUGGUGGCGCGCAACAAAGUGGGCCAGACCGUGGCGCGCACCAGGAUCGUGGAGGCGACCAACCCCGACGCGCCCGACAGCCCGACGGCGGCCGACGUGUCCGACACGGAGGUGCUGCUUAGGUGGAAGCAGCCGAAGUACGACGGCAACACCCCGGUGGUGUGCUACAGCCUGCAGUACAAGGAGGGCGACAGCGUCGACUGGAAGAGCGUCGCGGACAACGUCGACCACGAGUUCUUCGUGGUGCGCGGCCUGCAGCCGGAGACCAGCUACCAGUUCAGGCUGUCCUCGCGCAACAGGAUCGGCUGGAGCGACAAGGGCAUCCCCACCAACCUGAUCAAGACGAAAGAGGCCGGCGCCCCGAAGAUCGAAGUCACGAAGGCCAUGAAGCACCUGCAGCAGCUCACCGAGUCCGGGCAGGAGGUAGUGCUGGACGAGGAGAGGCCAAAGCUCGACUACGGCACCGAGAACGAGCCGAAGGAUUGGGACUCGAGUGAGGCGUUCACGGAAAGGUACAGUUUCGUGUCGGAACUGUGGCGGGGCAAGUUCUCGAUCGUCGUCAAGGGUAUCGACAAGACGAACGACAGCGUGGUGGUGGCGAAGAUCCUGGAGUGCAGGCCGGAAACGGAGAUACAGGUGCAGAGGGAGUUCGAGUGCUUGAGGAGGCUGAGGCACGAGAGAAUAUCCAACCUGUUGGGGGCCCAUCAGACCCCGGGCUCUCCUGUGGCAGCCCUUAUCUUAGAGAAGCUGCAAGGCGCCGACAUCCUCACAUACCUGUCAAGCCGACACAACUAUACCGAACAGAUGGUGGCAACGGUCGUCACCCAAAUCCUGGACGCCCUUCAGUAUCUGCACUGGCGGGGAUACUGCCACCUGGACCUGCAGCCGGACAACGUCGUGAUGGCGUCCGUCAGGGCGAUACAGGUGAAGCUCAUCGACUUCGGGUCCGCGCACAGGGUGACCAAGUUGGGCACCAGCGUGCCUCAAGUGGGCGAAUUGGAAUACAAAGCACCGGAGGUGAUCAACGACGAGCCGGCGUUCCCCCAGAGCGACAUCUGGUCUCUGGGCGUCCUCACGUACAUCAUGCUCUCUGGAGUCUCUCCCUUCCGAGGGUCUGACGACUCGGAGACCAAGCAGAACAUCUCCUUCGUGCGCUACCGUUUCGAGCACCUCUACAAGGAGAUCACGCAGGAGGCGACCCGCUUCCUGAUGUUCGUGUUCAAGAAGGUGCCGCUGAAGAGGCCGUCGGCCGAGGAGUGCCACGAGCACCGAUGGCUGGCGCAGUCCGACUUCAUCCACAAGAAGCGCGAGAGGGCAGUCUUCCUCGGCAACAGGCUCAAGGAGUUCUCCGAGGAGUACCACGAGAGGAAGGCGCGCGAGGCGUCUCAAGCCGACUCUGUGGCCACGGCGUUCGGCCAGCUCGCCGCGAGGCACCUCACGCGCUCCAACAGCAUCCAGGAGGAGCUCCUCACCAACUUCUCCAGCCGC
Molecule: messenger RNA, 14325 nt
Organism: Iphiclides podalirius (scarce swallowtail)
Lineage: Eukaryota; Metazoa; Arthropoda; Insecta; Lepidoptera; Papilionidae
Source: the annotation of a GenBank genome assembly